Messenger RNA from Penicillium cataractarum, 819 nucleotides. RefSeq lists its product as uncharacterized. The record is from RefSeq and is a predicted model, not a curated record. Gene Ontology annotation, molecular function: oxidoreductase activity, acting on NAD(P)H, oxygen as acceptor. The transcript is spliced from 5 exons. Gene Ontology annotation, cellular component: intracellular anatomical structure. NCBI's taxonomy places the organism in Eukaryota, Fungi, Ascomycota, Eurotiomycetes, Eurotiales, Aspergillaceae. Bases 1 to 819 code for a protein of 272 amino acids.
AUGGCUUCCUACACAACAGGAGACUCUGGUAUGACCCGUCAGAGCUUCAUGGCAUCGAAGCUCUCCCUCAAAAACAAAGUUACAGUCGUAACGGGAGGUUCUCGUGGAAUCGGCCUCGAUCUCGCGGAAAGCACUGCGGACCUCGGAAGUGACGUUGUCUUGAUGGACAUACGCGAGCCGCAGACAGAUUUGAAGGAACUCGCUACGAAAUACAAAACGAGAUUCAAGUUCUACCAUACGGAUGUGACCGAAAUGACGAGCUUACAAGCCUCAUUUGAUCGAUGCGUGAAUGAUUUGGGGAAAAUAGACAACUGUAUUACGGCGGCGGGGGUGGCGAUGGAUAAACCCUUUUUGGAUCACACAUGGGAUGAAUGCCGUAAACUGUUAGACGUCAAUGUUCUUGGUUCUUUCUUUUGUGCCCAGUUAGCUGCACGACAAAUGAAAGAGCAACAAACUGGAGGGUCAAUUGUGAUGAUCGCAUCCAUCGCAGCUCAUUGCGCUAUUCCGGCACAGAGAGUUUCCAUGUACGGUGGCACUAAAGCUGCAAUCAAGCUCCUGGGUCAGACGCUUGGUGCCGAGUUAGCUCCCCUGAAUAUACGGGUGAACACGGUUUCUCCGGGAUUCAUUGCCACUGAUAUGUCCAAGCAAUUUACUGAGCUACAGGAUGUGUUUCGGAAUGUGCCUCCUCUUGGUCGAAUCGGGGAAACGGGAGACUUGGCAAUGGCAGUCGCCUACUUCUUAUGCAGUGGCUCUUCUUAUACAACCGGGGCUGAUCUGGCUGUCACUGGGGGUUUGCACAAUGGUCGGAUUGAAUUAUAG